This is a messenger RNA of Temnothorax curvispinosus, 2516 nucleotides long. RefSeq names its product hemolymph lipopolysaccharide-binding protein-like. The coding region runs from base 514 to 1281 and encodes 255 amino acids. The record is from RefSeq and is a predicted model, not a curated record. The transcript is spliced from 3 exons. Lineage: Eukaryota; Metazoa; Arthropoda; Insecta; Hymenoptera; Formicidae.
AGGAAAUCAUUCUUCUCGUUCCAAGUGUUUGAUUUAGUUUGAUUUUACAAACAGAUGUAAAGCUUCUAAGGCCAUCGUUUGCGAACCACUGCUGUCGGUCCUUGAACGAUUGCUGAUGAUAGAACACUGCAGUCUUUUUGGAUGGGUCAUUUAGCCUGCUUUGGUAUGUCGAGCAGAUGGAUUGGGACGUAGGGACGUAUAAUACAAACAGGCCUCAGUUCUUCUUUGAUCCCGGCUUGGUACGCAUGGGUUUCUUCGUGCAGUUCAAGAACGAACACACUAGCCAGAUAAAUCAGAAAUCUAAAGUGGUCCUUCGAUUUUCUUUCAGAUUCUGAGAUUUUGUGAAUAUUGUGUAAUUCUUCAAACAAGUUCCCAACACUUCUUCGUCUUCAUCAAAGGGAAUCUCUAUUUCGCCAGAGAGACUCUCCAAACUUGACGAUUGUUCAGCCGCAGAUUUCUCGGUGGAGUACUUUGUAAGGCUAAUCUUCGAAGAGCGACGAAUUUACGAGAAGAAUGAUGGUGUAUUUCUUACUCGUCGGUUGCAUCGCGCUGCUUGGCGUUCACGAGGAGUCGUUUGUCUCGGCUGCACCAUCGAGUGGAUACGGCUCCCUCGAACAGACAACCUCCGCGAAUCUGAACGAGGGCGCACAGGACGCGGCCGCGAGCAUCAAUAAUCCGGAAUCCGGCUGCCCGUGCUUGACAUCGGUCAAUAGCUCGACGAUCCCCGGACAAUCGGACUGGAUGACGCAACAGAACCGGCAGCAUCUCGAGCAGUUCUACUCUCAGAACGUGAUGUUGCACGGCAUGAUGUGCUCGUGCAAUGUGGCCAUGCGCGGCGCUCCGAUGAGAGACGAUUAUCGUUACACAGUAGGCAUCGGCGCGCACAAGUUGCACACGAGGGCCGCCACGUGGAACGACGCGAGGAAGUUCUGUAACGAGGAGGGUGGCCACCUCGCCAUCGUUAAUUCUAUUGCCGAGGAGCACAUACUGUUGGAUAUAUUUAAUCGCUCCGGACCGAUCAAGGGUGCGGUAUAUCCGAACGAGGCCUUCUUAGGUAUACACGACCUUUAUACGGAAGGCGAAUGGGUCACUGUGUUGGGCGAUUCGUUGGCGAAAACCGGUUAUACCAGGUGGAGCGAUAAGUGGGGCGGGCAACCCGACAACGGAGGAGGCAAACAGCACUGUGGUGCCCUAAUGAAAGAGGGUGGCAUGGACGACGUCGCGUGCGACGUCCCAUUUCCAUUCCUCUGUGAACUUCCGCUGAUGCGAGUUUUACAAUGAGGAAAAAGCGGCGCCUGUAAAAAUUAAGCAUCGCGUAAGGUUUAUGUGCUCUUAAUAUGCAACAUCUUUGUGCUCGCGUAACAGUGACGGCAUUCUGCAAUCAUCAUCCAUGUGUAAAAAGCAUUCUUAUCGAGAAUAUAUACAAAGCUACCUUCUUUUUGUAACAUAUAAAUCUCGCCGUUCUCUCUGUCAUUUUCUACGAUAGGUCACCCAUCAAUAAAAUGUCCUGGCUUACGUAAAUAUAUCUUGUAGGAAUAUAUCUUUCUGGUUUUCCUAGAUUUAUAAAAAAAAGUGAUCUUUUUUUUCAUAUAUAUGUGUGGCCUUUACACUGAUACAAGUACAAAAAAACAGACGGACUUGUUGAUUACUUGGUCGUGUUAUCAAUGUUAAAAUUAGCGAUUCUAAUUAGUUGUUUGUUUCUAGACAGUACACUUGUAUUUCUGAAGUUUAGACAUUGCAAGUUUCCGCGUUGUGAUACAACGGUACCAUUAUGAGUUGAGUUAUGUUGCACGAGUUUACAGUAGGGUGAGAAUUUUGAGUUACAGUACUACCGCAACAAUUCGUAAAUAAUAUUUAAAAAUCAACAUGUCAGUUUGUUGUUCUUUUUGUUAAAUCGGAUCGAAUGUUUUUGUCCGAAUCUCGUUUUUUACGAGAGCUUCAACCUCGCAUGUUGCAGUCAAAGUAUAACUUACGAACCUCCACGAUUUAUGUUUAUAGGAAAUAUAGCGUGCGCGCGCGCGCGGAGUACGUUUCGGAGAAUAAAGAAUUUAUAGAAGCAUCGAUAGAGAGCAAUGCAAGCCACGAUGUAAGUUGGUAUUUACGGUGCAGCGGUAUAAUUUGUGGUUUUUGAUUUUGCUGAAUCCUCACUAAAUAGCGUCUGAAAUUGAGAAGCGCGCGGAGAGAAUGAAGACGGAGCUAAUUCCAUAAUAUUAUGUCUGUGCUGAAAAUUACAGUUACAGAGAAACCAGACGUCGAAUAAUAUAUGUAUAGUGAAUGAUAAUUACUAUCUCCCUAUUAAAUACACUCUAUUAAGAUAUUAUAUGUAUGUGAGUAAUUAUAUGCUGAAAUUAUUAUAGAUAUGCGUAUGUGUUAUUAUCCGUUGUAUAUUAUAUAUUUUGUAUGUCUUUAUAGUGUCCCAUUUAAUUGUCUGGGAAUUGCCACGUAAAUCGACAUUCCUUAUUCCUUAAUUUUAUAUGUUAAGAUAAUUUUUUAUAAAAUUUUGUACAGAUAUAAAA